Molecule: messenger RNA, 1308 nt
Organism: Diatraea saccharalis (sugarcane borer)
Lineage: Eukaryota; Metazoa; Arthropoda; Insecta; Lepidoptera; Crambidae
Source: the annotation of a GenBank genome assembly
AUAACAUUUAGAAAGUUUAUUGGUUAAACUAAAAUGUUGCUACAUUUUUAAAUUAUGACACUAAAUGUAUUUUAAUAACAAAGAAAACAGUACCAUUUCCGUAACUUUGAAAAACAAAAAUUAUUUUUACUGCCUUACAAGGUUACUUUGAAGUCGAGACUGAGAGAUGUCAAAUGUGGCCUGUUAUAAUAACCCAACUGUAAAAACAACGUGCGCUUUCUUGGCCCACAUGACUAUAAAAUUAAUAGAUAACGCUGUAUUACAUGCUUCAUUUUUCUUUUAUUUAUGAGACCAAGAAAUUGCUAUCCUGUGCCUAUCCCACAUUUAUCGCUUUUAAUAUAUUAUUUGCGAUAAUGUUCAUAACAAUUAAGUAAUUCAAAGAGGUCAUUUAUUUUGUAAUAUUUACAUUAUUCUGUAAUUACGUUAACAAGGCAGAUAACUUAUGACCUCUUGUUAUCUUCUGCUAAUAGGUAUGAAGAUGUGUAUCAAAGUGGUCACUGCUUAAUAGUUAUUUGGCUUCAAACGUUGAUAGUUUAAAGUGACGAAAAUGAGAUUACUGCAACCGGUGACCUUGCUGGACCCGUCACAGCUGCUGCGGCCCGAGUCGGCAUUCGAUGGCAAACCGCUGAGCGCGUUCCGUGAUUACAGCGUUGACGACGAGGAUCCUGUGAGGAUGCGCGUGCGCAGGACUUACUACAAUAUGCAUACCAACAUGACCGUCGACUUUGUUAAAGGCAAGAUGAAUAAAUGGUUGAAGUUCAACCACUUCAAAGCGACGGUCAAGGAGGCCCUGGUGCGACUGAACGAGCUGGUGGACGAGUCGGAUCCCGACACGGACCUGCCCAACAUAGUGCACGCCUUCCAGACGGCCGAGCGGAUCCGGGAGGACCAUCCCGACGAUGACUGGUUCCAUCUCACCGGAUUAAUCCACGACCUUGGAAAAGUGAUGGCAUUCUACGAGGAGCCGCAGUGGUGCGUGGUGGGCGACACAUUUCCUGUUGGAUGCAAGUGGGGUCCUAGCAUCGUGUACGGUGACCACAGCUUUAGAGACAACCCGGACACAUACAACACUAAAUACAAGUGAGUACUAGAGUGUGUCAGGAGACUGGUUCCAUAGUUUAAUGGUCUUGAUCUGUACAUGUAGCAUGGCGAACUGGGGAAACGCUUUGUUUAUACCAAAAGUCAGUCAGACAGUUCUCUAUUCAAGGGUGAGAUAUCGUAUGGGUGCACUCGAGAAAAGUGAAAUUUCCGAGUAGCAGAUAAAACGUUCUUGAGUACGUCGUGCUACUCGUGCUAGCGCCCUAACGU